This is a messenger RNA of Suillus clintonianus, 3813 nucleotides long. RefSeq lists its product as uncharacterized. The transcript has 7 exons. The record is from RefSeq and is a predicted model, not a curated record. Bases 238 to 3813 code for a protein of 1191 amino acids. NCBI's taxonomy places the organism in Eukaryota, Fungi, Basidiomycota, Agaricomycetes, Boletales, Suillaceae.
UUCUCAUUUACUCCUCGUCGUCAAGCGGCACGAGCUCACAAAAUUUCGAUUGUGCGCUGUCGUCCUCCACAGCGCUCAUAGGGACAUACAACAUCGACGCUGGACUGCACCCACAACGACGACCACCUGAUAAUUCGGCUGGAUUACACUCUCAUUUUCAAAGUUUCGGUUUAAGCUGAACAACGCAACACAUCAUCACUACCAGCAGUCUGCAAAAACCGGAAUCGUCGGCUCUCGAUGCCCAGUAUAUUCUCGCGAGCCCGCACUACUUCGACAACAGGCAAGAAGCAAUCCAGUGGCAACCACGACGGAUCUUUGGACGAGUUUGGGCGCGUAAAUAGUAGGAGUUCCGCCAAAGAUGUCAAUGGUGGCAGGAGCACACCUCCUAGUACUCUUGUGAAACAGAAACCACGGAGCCGAACCCUCAGCACUCCCGAGACAGACCCGUUCGCUCACAUUCCUGAUGGGUCUUUUCUCCCUUUGAAUUUGGAACCCAAAGAUAUUGACCACGAGCAGCAAGAGCAUGACUACGGAUACCUGUCUUAUCAGCGACACGUUAUACUGGGUCUCGAUGAAGUCGCACGCAUCGUGGACGUCGUGGCCAGCGAACUGGGCACUAGAGCAUUGACCACUCCCUUUAUUUUCUCGACUCUGGCACUUGAUGUCACAGCUAGCUCCGUCAAGAGGCUUGUCAGAGCGUUUUUAGAAACGUGCACGGGCGGAAUCGACGCAGAACACCGUUGGAGGGAGGAGGCCAGGCUCGCAGGUCCGCACGCACUUGGCAUGUGCAUACGGUGGGGACUGGCCAGAGUCGUCAGAGUCGUUGGUGGACAGGCGGUGAGAGGCCUUAUUGCUUGGGACCAUUAUACAGAGUUCCGAGACUCUGAAGCAGUACAGAACUAUCCCCCGAAACACUUCUCCACCUUCCUCCCACCUCUCUCCUCAACUCUGCGCUCGAUCCUACUCACUCUGUUGAGCCUGCUCAUUCGGUUCACAGCGCACAGCGCGAGCUCCGGACAUACGCCUCCAACCCUCUCCCCGUUAUUCGGACCCUUGUUAUUCGGACUCGGCCCCGCCACUCUGGCAUUCCACCACACCUAUAUCCACUACCUCCGCGCCGUUAACGCCACCGAACAUCUCCUUCUUUCCUUCAUUCGUUGGCAAUCUACAUCUGACCUCGGUGUUCCUACCCGGCUCAAAGAAUGGAUCCGCUCCUACCCUGCCACUCUCCCUGCCUUGCAUCACUCAGCCAAGCAUGAACGCCCACAAGCGCGCAGGGGUGCACGUACGGUGCGUGUCGUAAGUGUAAGGCGUAACGUACGGAUGUAUAGCCAAGAUCUAGUAAACACUGCUGCAAGCUGGGCACAUCGGUCUCAUGGGCACGGCCUAGCGGGGUCGAAGGAAUGGGAAAGGAUUGUUCCGCCUUCGCUCAAACUACCUCCGAGAUACUCAGAAGCAUACAAGAAGCGUAUGGACCUACCGUCCCAUGUGCACCCAUACACUGGACCCGGUGUCGCUCCAGCAUCUGCGACAAACAGCACGUCGUCUUCUCUAUCUGAUGACAGGGAUGGUAUCACGGGUCUGGGACUACGGGAGGGCGAGGAGAGGUUCAGAAGUCUUACGGAAUUGAAGUGGGGGGAGUUUGAGACGAUGGGAUUCGGAGCGGUCGCUGCGGAUGACAAGAAGUUGCAGUUUGAUUUAACGGAAGGCGCGCGGACGGCUCGUGCUGCAAAACGGGCUACUCUCACGUGGACUGACUUCUCUACGACUGGUUUCACUCGCACAGACGCACCUCUAAGCGCUACCUUACAAUUUAGCACGCCUGUUACCCACACGAUCUCCGCGUGGCCCUCGCACAAUGCCGAUCUUACCAAAAAGCUCAAGAAGACUGCCAGGACCUUGCCUGCUUUUGGCUGGGAUACAGAGCCAGUCCUCGGCACGGAAGAGGUGGUGGAAGAGGCGUUUGUGGACGUGUUUUGCGAUUUGGUUUGGGGAGGGGGUUGGAGGGAGGAAGUUGGCGGGAUCUCGAGUGCAGAGGGGCCUACAACAGAGGUCGAGAGGGAGUGUAACUGGGCAUUGAUUGAAUUUAAGUCUCUUCCGAUAUCUGCAUCUAUAUCCUCUCCCUUGCCCGCGACUGGUGGCACAGACCCAAGAACAAGCACGACACUCGUUUUGUUUGAGGAGUUUGUGCCUUUGGAGUACCGCCAACAGCUUGCCAAGGACAGUGGUGGGAAGCGAAGGCUACCAUUUCUGUUCCUGUCCCCUAAUACCAAAUCUCGUCCAUGGAAACCCGCUGCUACACUCAACGGACGUCCAUACGUUGUUGGGCACGUCCCUAAGAGUCCGUCAUAUCGCGAAGUCGAAUUUGAGGGACUGCUGAGAUCGAAUGGGAGCAAGGUUCUUUCACUACAGAAGCCUGGUGUUUCGGGUAGCGCGGGUACGAUGUCGCCCGGUACACCAGGAAUGCUUUCUCCAGUAGCUUCAGACGAUCGACCCUCCACCCCACGCCCAGCUCCUUCCACUCGGCCGAUGGUGACUAUCUCUGCACCGCUGUAUACCCAGCCACAAGACAAUGACAAGCCGCCAGCGCCGCCCUCAAAGGACAAGGACAGAGACUCAAAGCUCGAGCGUAGAGCCUCCGACUCGCCCCUCUCCCCAACAUCUGCGCGCAAUUUCGCUUCGCGCUUUCGCGUCCACCCCAGUUUUCGCCGCUCGGGAGUCGCCCCUGCUGAAUACGCCGAGGCAAUAGUGGAUUUUGAAACAAGGCUGGCGAGCUACUCAGAUGAUGAGCUGAAUAAUACGACUUCUUCAUCUGCCGGAGACAGAGACAGGCAUGAGAGAAGGCGCUCGAAGGACGAUGCUUGGGUGGAUAUUCUGGUCGCGACGCACAGCCGGCGGAUGGGUGGGCAGGAUGCUGAUAUUCGCCCAUUCGGUGGGCGCAAGAAGGGCAUGCAAGACCCGGAGAUCGCGAGCCAUGAGGUAGCACAAGUGCUUGCGGGCGUGGCGCUUGCGAAGUUGCCGCCGAGCGUUGAUGAGCCUGAGCCGCUGCCUGAGCCCACCGUGGCGCCGAGCGUACAGAGCGAGGAUGUGGAUGUGGACAGUGUGAUGUCGUAUCCAAAGACGACGACCUCCAGUGGGCCGAAGCGUAUGGGGUACUUUGAUCUGCAUCCAGAACGCAGGCCUCCGCCUUCGCCGCAGCCAACGAGCUUGGGCGAGGACUCAGAUGGAGAUGAGCAGGUGCGCUAUGGAAGCCCUGAGAGACCCUCGCUGUCGAAGUUUCCCAUACCCGCAAACACCGAUAUAAGUUCUUACCCCCAGCCCCUGCGAGGCUCGAUGGACACCGAAGAAAGCGACUAUGCACCAACUUCCCGGACGCACUCCAUCCAGCUCGAUGGGCCAGAGUUAGUGUACGAAGACCAUCAUGCAGCAAAGGAGACGCAGGGCGUGUUCUCGGGUACAGGGAUUAUGACCAUGCCGCAGCUUAUAGCUGUUGCACCCGUGACGCCGGAGAAGGGAGAUAAGGAUCAGGAAAAGAGUCGGACGGCUGCGCUGAUUGAGAUGUACCGCGAGCGCGAGAAAAAGUCAUCUAUGACUACUCCCGUGCCGAUAUCAAAGCUCCCCGCUCAAACGAAGGAGUCACCGCUGCCGCCCGUACCUGUGGUUGAGCUAGAGCCUGUUGUAGUGACCCCCGUGGAGGUUGUUGAGGCGCCUCCCCUGAGUGUGUUGUAUGAAGGGAACGGGCGGGAUAGUCCCGCGAGGUAUGUGCAUGGGGCACCGUUGCAUAAUGUGAUGGAGGAGGAGGAGGAGGAUUGA